UUCUAGUGUAAUGCGCUAAUAUAUGACAUGCACUUGAGCGUAUUGCGCACUGCUGUAUUCACACUGUGAGGCUGUAGCGUUGGAUGCUACACAUCGGCUUGGGGAGCUCAGAAAAAUGUGGAGAAAUAUUUUCCGUCUUGCACUUCUUCUGUGUAGUGCGGUCGUGUUCCUGCGACUUGUUGAGGGGGCUAAUGAACAUUCACAAUGCCAAUCAGGGACGCUCCAGAUUUGUCGAUGUGCGGACCCAACUAAAGGCUUCGGGGUUUGUUGGAAGAAGAAGUGUACUACCUGUGAUGAAGUUCGAAAGAAGAGAACUGCUUACCUUACUGAAGAAGAAAUUUGGGAAAUAAUAAGGCAGCGAAGACAACCGUCAAGACGAACACGACCGACAAGACGACCACCACCGACACGACCGACACGACGACCACGACCGACACGACGACCACAACCAGGGUUGACAACUACAUCAUUUCCAUGUGAAUUACCAUGUUUUCGUGGCUUAACUAACGUUACCGGAAGCUGGUUGCCCGACUGUUGCUGCUCGUGGAUUAAUCAGAUUUGUGUCGAACCCGAAAAUGUACCGUCGUACUUGCAUCCAUGAAAAGACCAAAACAGCCUACAGUAUAUUCCUUAAAUAUCAAACUGACGGUGUGAUUCAUUAAUGGAAUAUCAUAUAUAGCAAAAUAAUAAAGCAUUUGGACUGGAAUCGUAAUUUGCAUUGAUGAUGCUUUUGAAAAUGAUGAUAAGAAGAGACAACAGAGAAUAGUGAAAUUAAUCAGAAAGAAAAAGCAUUACUUAAAAGAAGAAGAAGAAAAAAAGAACACCCCCCCCCCCCCCCCCCCCCCCUCCCAAAAAAAAGAAGAAAAAAACAAAAACAAAAACAAAAACCCUGCGCCAUCGCCUCUAAAAUAUAUGAUACUACAACUUGUGAAUUCAGGUUGAAACACACAUAGAAAGUCCCAUCAAUACCACUUCGAGUAUAACAAAGAUUUUGAACAGAUUCAAGGAAGAAUGAGUGGCACUAUCGACAUAUUCUACGUACAUAAUUGCCAUUGCAGUAUCAAAUCUCAAUAUUUGACCUUUUGAUACAGUGAUGUAUCUCAUAACGCCGAAUGGAAUUUUUAUCAGUAAAAAUGAAUAAAACAAACUCUUCCUUCAA
Messenger RNA from Pecten maximus, 1159 nucleotides. RefSeq lists its product as uncharacterized. The transcript is spliced from 4 exons. Bases 116 to 601 code for a protein of 161 amino acids. The record is from RefSeq and is a predicted model, not a curated record. NCBI's taxonomy places the organism in Eukaryota, Metazoa, Mollusca, Bivalvia, Pectinida, Pectinidae.